Rhododendron vialii is the source of this 1890-nucleotide messenger RNA. RefSeq lists its product as uncharacterized. The transcript has 5 exons. The coding region runs from base 151 to 1701 and encodes 516 amino acids. NCBI's taxonomy places the organism in Eukaryota, Viridiplantae, Streptophyta, Magnoliopsida, Ericales, Ericaceae. The record is from RefSeq and is a predicted model, not a curated record.
UCAAACCCGCACCAAGUAAACCCCGAAUCCAAUUUCCAAAACCCCCCUCUAUAUCCUCAUCUUUUUCCCAUACCCAAAAAGCACAUUCCACUCAGAGAGAGAACAGAAACGCACAUACUCUACAGAGAGAGAGAGAGAGAGAGAGAGAGAAUGUCAAUAACAGCAACCACAAGAAAAUCCAAAUGGCACCCAACACCACCGCCGCCACCCAGUCCCAAGAUCCUCAACUUACCACGGCGGACUCGCCGGAAACAGCCCAGAAAGGCAGCCGGAAAGACGACCGGUGGCGCCGGAAGGCUGGACUCACUGUUCGAACAAGAGAGGGCGUUUUCGAGGACUGUUCCCGUGGUUUUGUUGAACUCGGGCGGUGGUGGUGAGAGGAGAGAGAGAGUUGAGGAGCGAGAAGAGGGCGGGGGAGGUGGUGGGGUGAAGGAGGGGGAGGAGAAGUGGAGGUUUCAGGCGGAGAUGUUGAGGGCGGAGUGCAAUUUCUUGAGGGUAGAGAGAGAGUUUGCGUUGAAGAAGUUGGAGAGGAAUAGAGUGAAGAUGGAGAGGACGCUGCGGUCUGCUGUGAUGACCCUGGUUUCUGGACGGAAGAAAAUCUACGAAGGAAAGAAUGCAGAUGUGGUAAUAGAGGAAGAGAUUGAGGAUUUAGUGGAGAAACUAGAGGAGCUGCAGAGGAGCUCAGGAAUCAAAGAUUUUGAGGUCCAACAGAGUAGUAAUUUUGACAAAAAAGCAUCACUUUUGCAGCGACGGCUAGAGAAGCUCGGAGGGUUAUCGGAUGGGAAACGAGUGAAGGAGAUCAGAGAGAUGGCUGAAUCUAGCUUUUCAAUCAAUACGAAAGGGGAAAAUAGUGACAACAAAAGCGAUAAUAGAUUCACAGAUGUGGAGGCUCUGAAAAGGAAAAUGGAGGGACUGUCAAAGGGGAUGUUACAUAGAAUGGAGGAGGAAUACCGGUCGAUGCUUCAAAGUACAGCCAACAAUUCUGCAACCAGUUCUGCUUCCAACUCCAAGCGAAUUGAAUUUCCUGAUUCUUCUUCUUUCUCUAUACGAAGAACCAAUGAGGAACCAACUUCGAAUGAGGAGAAAAGUUGCUCGGGAAAUUGCAAGUCUAUGGUGAGGAGGAUUGUGGAGCAAGUGCGAGCGGAGACAGAGCAGUGGUCACAGAUGCAAGAGAUGUUGGGGCAAGUGAGGGAGGAGAUGGAAGAACUGCAGGCUUCUCGCGAUUUUUGGGAAGAUCGUGCUCUUGAUUGUGAUUGUGAAAUCCAAUCAUUGCGUUCUAAAGUACGACAAUGGAAACAAAAAGCUCUCACAUUCGAAACCAGGGCCAACAACCUAGAAACAGAAUUAUAUUUGCUUAGAGGUGAGCUUGAGAAGUUCAGGUCGAAGGAGAAAAUCGAGGAAGUGACGAAGACGAUGGAUUAUCCGCCACUUUCCUUGGGUGCUCAAAUCGCACAGGAAAAGGAAAAGCGUGUUUUAAUUUGUCGAUUGAAGGAAAACCAUCGUCCUAGCAACAAAGGGAGCAAGCAGGAGAUCUUAACUGGUGGAAGAAGAAAAGUACACACAAGCAGCAACGGAGAUUUGGUUCCGAAACGCUCACCGUUUCAAGAAAUAGGGAAUUCAUCACCAAAGCUGAGGCAAAAGAGCAUGGCAAUAUUCCCUUUGCAUUUUGCUGAGCCUUUCGAGACGCACAAAAGUUUUUGAUGCGAGUUAGUAUUGGCUAAUGCAAGCUUGGUGGGAAAUUAGAUUUCAUAUCUGGUAAUGUAAGCUUGUGCAGAGUUUGCAACAGAUUGAAAAUGGAAAUUUUACAAGUUCUCUGCUUUUGGAAGUUUUAUUCGCACAUUGUUUCGUUAAUCAGCAGGGAAAAGAGAGCAAGUGCACAACUAGUCUCAA